Molecule: messenger RNA, 524 nt
Organism: Phaethon lepturus (White-tailed tropicbird)
Lineage: Eukaryota; Metazoa; Chordata; Aves; Phaethontiformes; Phaethontidae
Product: diacylglycerol O-acyltransferase 2-like
Exons: 4
Biological process (GO): lipid metabolic process
Cellular component (GO): endoplasmic reticulum membrane
Source: RefSeq, a predicted model, not a curated record
UGCUGUGUCCCUCUCCGCAGGCAGCCGUGCCAGCAUCCAGACCGCCCUGCGCACCCUGCUUGCAACACGCUGGCCCUCGCAGCGGGAUGUCCGCUCCUGGCUCCAGCUCCUCUCCGUCCUGCAGUGGGUGCUCAGCUUCCUNNACGCAGGAACCAUCAGCCUGCUGCUCCUCAUCUACCUGGUGUUCACCAGCUUCUGGCCCAUCUCUGCGUUCUACCUGGCCUGGAUCAUCUUCGACUGGGACACGCCAGAGAAAGGUGGCAGGAGGCUGCCGUGCCUGCGGCGAUGGCGCGUGUGGAGGCACUUUCGGGAUUAUUUCCCCGUGAAGCUGGUGAAGACGCACGACCUGUCCCCCAGCCACCACUACAUCAUCGGCCACCGCCCGCCCGGCUGCGUCGGCGCCUUCUGCAACUUCAUCACGGGCUCGACGGGCUUCGGGGAGAUGUUCCCGGGCAUCCGGCCCUUCCUCACCACCCUGGCCGGCAACUUUCGCCUUCCCAUCUUCAGGGAGUACCUGAUGAGUG